GAACGCCAAAUUAAAACGCGUGCAAGCUGUUGACAAGCAUGAGGCUUUAAACUACUUAGUUGGAAUUUGCUCUUUAGAAAUGUCUCCCUGUAAUCUUUCAGUUUGAUCAAGUUAGCCUGCUUGAAACUGAAACUGAAAUCCACGAGCACGCUUCUUGUUUUCGAAUUGCAUUGGCCCACAAACAUAUGAUAGACCCAUCUUCAUUUUUUCAAUUCUUGCAGACGAACGCUAGUUGAUCCGAAACAGAUGUGGUUUAAAGCAAAUAAAGAGCGAGCUCUCUUUUUACGAUGUGUCGCUUCAAUGACCCAGACAUCAAAUGUUUGUAGAUAGCUAAUGCCGCGUAGACAAUCAGGGUAAGUACACUGCUAUAGCUGAGCAAAAUUUUAAGGUCAGUUAAAUCUCACUCCACGAAAUAUUGCAUUAAGCGAGAAAUUUCUUUAAUUGGUUCUUGGGGCACUAAGUUUCCGAGAUCAUGCACUAUAAAUUGGAGCAUUCGAUGUGUUCAAGGAGAAAACAUAUUGCAGAAUUGUGGGAAUGAGAUGAAACAGAGAUUGCUGCAGAGUUCAACUAAUCUUUGUUAGCAGACUCGAUUGAGUAUUGUGGGUUUUGCUGACCUGUGGGUUUUGCUGACUAUUUACCUCGUGAAAUAGCAUUUUUAAUCAAAUAGGUGGGUAAUUUGAGAAAAGAAUUAUAUACCUCGACUUUAGGUUAGUGAAAUGCCUUUUGAUUAUCACAAGGUGGGGUACAAGUGCUGGUCUUACUAGGUUGGACAAUUGGAACAAAUGGGCACAACAAGGUCAGACAGGUUUUGAUCAUUUUCUGCAUUGAGUGGAGCUAGACCUAUCAGAAGGUGUGUGGGCCUUUGCGAUUUAUCAAACGGUGUGUGCUAGAUCAAGAAGCUACUGCGCUAAAAGAGGAUCGUUUAAUGCGGUUUUGUCAUAGCCAGGGGCGAAUUUAGGCCUGCGGUAUCAGUGAAAAAUUAAUCUAGUUUUAGUGAUGGGUCUCAAUCCAGCUGAUUUAAGAGGGGAUGCCCCUGAUUCGACCAUGGUCAGAGAAGCUCCGUUGGAAGGUAAUGAUGCUGGUGCCCAAGAGUUAGGAUCCUCUGCUUGGAGGGGCGAUGGAUCUCUUGCUAGAGGAAGCGGAUAUCCCGUAAAGCGGUUUCCUCACACAGAUAACCAGAAAACUGAUUCAAACGGGUUACAUUCAGACAGUAAUAGCAUGCAGUCUGGGUGGAGGAGCAAAUCUCAUUUGUUCAAAAGUAAAGGAGAGAAAGGUGAUGGUGGUUGUUUUAGUUUGAAACGAAGAUCGUUGGUUUUAAGCAUAUUGAUAUCCAUAGUUGUAGCAUGUUUUCUGAUAGAGACGAUGCUACAGAACUCCAUGUCAGUUCUUUUUAGGCAUACAGAAUUCUUUCCAGGUCUUACAGGGGAAGUCCUUGGCAGAUUUGGAGAGAGAAGGCCGUUAGCUGAACAGUUAUUGUUUGGGGCGCAUGUUAGAUUUGUUCCAUCGAAGCUUGAAGAACGAUUCAUGAGUCAUAGAAGCAUUGAUGAAUUGCGUGAGCAAAUGAGAAAUCCCAACCGUCCUCCACAACUAGCAAUAGUUUCUCCAAAUCUCGAAAAAGAACCUUCAUCUCUUAUGUUAAUAACUAUUACAAAAGGUCUUCAGGUGUUGGGAUAUCAUCUUCAGGUUUAUGCAUUUGAAGAAGGGCCUUUGCAUUCUGUUUGGGAAGAAAUGGGUUGUCAUGUCAGCCUUCUAGAUCUUAAUUCCACGAAGGGUUUUACUGUUGAUUGGUCAAAUUUUGAAGGCGUAAUUGUGACUUCAAUUGAAGCCAAAAAGGCAAUAUCAAGCCUUAUGCAAGAGCCUUUUAGCUUGGUACCUGUAAUAUGGAUAAUUCAGGAGGAUACUCUUGGAAAACGUCUGAGACUUUAUACUUCAAAUGGCUGGAAGCAUAUUAUUUCGGAGUGGCAGCAUACCUUUCAACGAGCAGAUGUGGUGGUGUUUCCAGAUUAUACCCUGGCAAUGAUGUACAGUCAGCUUGAUACAGGAAACUUCUUUGUAAUACCUGGUUCUCCACAUGAUGCAUGGGUUGCAGAAAGGUUCUCCGCAUUACAUGGAAAAGAGGAAUUACGAAUGAGUCUAGGACUCAAUAAAGAGGAUCUUGUUGUGCUUGUGGUUGGUAGUCCUUUCUUCUACAGUGGUUUGUGGUGGGAACAUACCAUGGCAAUACAGGCCCUCCAACCGAUAGCAUUGAAGUUUAUCAAGCAUCAUCAUAAAUCAUUUAAACUUGUUAUCCUGAGCAGGAAUUCAACAGGUGGCUAUGCUAUUGCUUUGCAGGCAAUUGCUUCUCAUCUAAAUUUUCCAGAUGGAGUUGUUCAGCAUUACAGUAUGGAUGAUGAUGUAAAUGCUAUGUUAAGGAUAGCGGAUAUCGUUCUUUAUGGAUCAGUCCGAGAGGAGCAAGCAUUCCCACCGAUUCUUAUUCGUGCCAUGUCGUUUGGACUUCCAGUUGUUGCUCCUAAUCUGACUAUUAUAGAGAAGCAUAUUGUAGAUGGAGAACAUGGCCUCAUUUUUCCUUCUGGAAACAUAAAAUUGAUGACACGGACAGUUUCUCGUGCAAUAUCAAAUGGUAAAUUAUCUCACUUGGCACGCAAGAUCGCAUCUUCUGGCCAGGUGCAUGCUAAAGAUCUUCUAGCUUCAGAAUCUGUUCUUGGUUAUGCAAACCUUCUUGAGAAGGUCCUUCAGUUCCCUUCUGAGUCCAUGCUUCCUAAACCAAUUUCAAGUAUCCCAGAGAAAGUGAAAAAUGGGUGGCAGUGGGAUCUUUUCAUAGAACCAAAGUCAGUAAAGGAUGAUCAAGUUGCUGGAAAUAUAUUUGCAGGGAUGGAUCAGCCAACUAACUCUAGUAUAGUGUUCAGUAUUGAAGAUCUACUGAAAUCAAGGCCAGUUUCCAUUGAUAGCUCACAAUAUCAGACCAUGACUACAAAAGAUGAAAUCCCUGGUCCAGUUGACUGGGAAGUGCAGAAGUCCAUGGAAAUAGUUGAAGAGACUGAGAGGCGAGAGGAGGAUGAGCUGGAGGAAAGAAUGGAGACUCUCAGAGGCACAUGGGAAGAUGUGUAUCGGAAUGCAAGGAAGGCCGAGAGAAUAAAAUUUGAGAUUAAUGAAAGAGAUGAAGGCGAGCUUGAAAGAACUGGCCAAUCAUUAUGCAUUUAUGAACUUUAUUAUGGGUCUGGUACCUGGCCUUUCUUGCAUACUGGUGCUCUCUACCGUGGAUUAAGUCUUUCUGUAGGAGGACGACGGGUAGCAGCAGAUGAUCUUGAGGCAGCAUAUCGGCUACUGCUUCUAAAUGACAGCUAUUAUAAAGAUGUUCUUUGUGAGAUUGGAGGCCUUUUCGCUAUUGCAAAUAGAAUUGAUAACAUCCACAAGAAUCCAUGGAUUGGCUUUCAAUCCUGGCGUGCGACUGGAAGAAAGGUUUCUUUGUCAACUGAAGCUGAAAAUAUUCUUGCAGAAGCAGUGCAGUCAGAGAGUAAUGAGGAUACAAUGUAUUUUUGGGCCCGAAUGGAUAGAGACACUAAAAAUGGAAUUCAGGGAACAGGGCAUGAGGAUAAUAAUGAUUUCUGGUCAUUUUGUGACAGAGUCAAUUCUGGGAAGUGCAGAGUUGUUUUUGAGAAUGCAUUUAGGAAAAUGUAUGAUCUCCCAUCAAACCGGACUGUGCUCCCACCCAUGCCUCAUGAUGGAGAUUCUUGGUCUGUCCUCCAUAGCUGGGCCUUGCCAACACCGUCUUUUCUUGAGUUUGUAAUGUUCUCAAGAAUGUUUGUUGAUGCUUUGGAUGCUCAACUUUAUGAAAAACAUCAUGAAAAUGGCACAUGCAUUUUAGGAACUUCGAGAAGAGAGGAAAAACAUUGUUACUGCCGUCUGCUGGAGCUUCUAGUCAAUAUCUGGGCUUAUCACAGUUCCAGGAAAAUGAUAUAUCUUGAUCCUCAGACUGGGUUAAUGCAAGAGCAGCAUAGUUUGGCUGAUCGCAGGGGUCAUAUGUGGGAAAAAUAUUUCAAUUUUACAUUGUUGAAGACCAUGGAUGAGGAUUUGGCUGAAGAGGCAGAUGAUGAUCAUCCAAACAAGAGGUGGAUAUGGCCCUUAACAGGAGAGGUCUACUGGCAAGGGAUUUAUGAAAGAGAACGUGAAGAACGCUACCGCUUGAAAAUGGAAAAGAAAAGGAAAAGCAAGGAAAAGCUACUAGAACGCUUAAGAUCUGGGUAUAAACAGAAAUCACUUGGAAGAGUUCAGAGGCCACCUUCUGAUAUCAAUGCAACUGAUCACUGACAUUGUGUGGCGACCCAGAGUAUCAUUUGAUUCUUUGCUCUAUUCAGGAAAUUAACAAAGCACCAGAUUCUUUAUGUUGGUUCCCAAAAUUUUCCUCUCAUUGUUGCCACAUGGCAGUUUAGCAUUCAGAAACCAGAGGCAUCUCACAAGUUAAAGCUGUGUGGAGCAACCUGGCAAUAUAUGCUCUCGUUUCUGAGAUUUUGUAUUAUAAUAACCAAUGGCUGUUUUAUGAAAGAUAUCAAGAAUUUAAUUUUUUGGUUGCAA
Messenger RNA from Cryptomeria japonica (Japanese cedar), 4572 nucleotides. RefSeq lists its product as uncharacterized. The transcript is spliced from 15 exons. The coding region runs from base 997 to 4308 and encodes 1103 amino acids. The record is from RefSeq and is a predicted model, not a curated record. Gene Ontology annotation, molecular function: glycosyltransferase activity. Lineage: Eukaryota; Viridiplantae; Streptophyta; Pinopsida; Cupressales; Cupressaceae.